This is a messenger RNA of Telopea speciosissima, 1501 nucleotides long. Its product is annotated as protein DETOXIFICATION 27-like. The record is from RefSeq and is a predicted model, not a curated record. The transcript is spliced from 8 exons. Gene Ontology annotation, cellular component: membrane. NCBI's taxonomy places the organism in Eukaryota, Viridiplantae, Streptophyta, Magnoliopsida, Proteales, Proteaceae. Bases 39 to 1454 code for a protein of 471 amino acids. Gene Ontology annotation, biological process: xenobiotic detoxification by transmembrane export across the plasma membrane. Gene Ontology annotation, molecular function: antiporter activity; xenobiotic transmembrane transporter activity.
GGUGGAAGCAGGAAAACCCUCAACCUCCAUAGAGAGAGAUGAGGGAAGAGGAGAUCCCUCUAUUAGCAGAGGGAAGCGAUUCUGUGAUCCAAAGGAUAUGGGUAGAAUCGAAACGGAUAUGGCAGAUCGCAGGUCCCGCUAUUUUCAGCCGUGUAGCCUUGUACGCCAUGACUCUAAUAAGUCAAGCAUUUGCAGGACACUUGGGGAAUCUCGACCUUGCUGCAAUCUCCAUUGCUUCCACUGUUAUCAUCUCCAUCAGUUUCGGAUUCUUGUUGGGUAUGGCAAGCGCGUUGGAGACUCUGUGUGGUCAAGCCUACGGCGCCAAACAGUACCACAUGUUGGGGAUUUAUCUGCAACGUUCUUGGAUUGUUCUGUUUCUCUUUGCGAUCCUGCUCUUGCCCAUAUUCGUCUUCGCCACUCCCAUCUUGAAGUUAACUGGGCAGACUAUAGAAGUUGCAGAGAAAUCAGGAAAGGUGGCUCUUUGGCUGAUUCCGCUUCAUUUUUCCUGUGUGUUUCAAUUCACAAUUCAGAGAUUUCUGCAGUGCCAGCUUAAGACCUCUGUAAUUGCGUGGGUCUCAGGGUUAGCUUUUGCCGUCCAUGUGUUUGUUAGUUGGUUCUUCGUCUAUAGGCUUAGGGUCGGCAUAGUUGGAAUUGCAAUUAUUCUUGAUUGCUCAUGGUGGUUAACGGUUCUGGGACUUUUUGUGUAUACGAUUUGUGGAGAAUGUCGUCUCACAUGGACCGGCUUCUCUUCCGAAGCGUUUGUUGGGCUUUGGCAAUUUCUCAAACUCUCCACUGCUUCUGGGAUCAUGUUAUGCUUGGAGAACGUUUAUUAUAGAAUGUUGAUCAUAGUGAGUGGGUUUCUGGAGAAAAAUGAUGUAGCACUAGAUGCCCUUUCUAUCUGCAUGACCAUCUUUGGGUGUGAGUCCAUGAUCCCUCUUGGGUUCUUAGCUGCAACAGGUGUACGAGUAGCAAACGACCUUGGAGCAGGAAACUCUAAAGGUGCCAAGUUUGCAUCAACAGUGUCGGUGGUGACUUCCCUGGUGGUGGCCCUCUUCUUUUUUAUCUUGAUCUUGGCUUUCCACAACAGGAUUGCACUGUUUUUUAGCUCCAAUCUUGCAGUAAUCAAAGCCGUCAAUGAACUCUCGAUGCUAUUAGCAGUCACCAUUCUCGUCAACUGCAUUCAACCAGUUCUCUCUGGGGUUGCCAUUGGAUCAGGAUGGCAGACUAGGGUGGCUUACAUAAACAUUGGAUGCUACUACUUCAUUGGGGUUCCUUUGGGAAUUCUGCUGGGUUGGGUCUUCAACUCUGGUAUUAUGGGAAUCUGGAUUGGGAUGAUUGGUGGUACUGUGGUUCAAACAUUGAUAUUGAUCAUCCUCACUAUGAGAUGCGAUUGGGAAGGCGAGGCCCAGAAAGCGACCAGUCAUAUGGAGAAAAAUGAAGUCUUUCAACAAUGAUAAAAUGAAGACAGAAAUUUCAUUAUCCAUUCAUGUAGAGGUUUUUG